CUGCCUUUACGCCGUUUGCGUAGCGUGCCCCAAGAUGGCGUCGCGGUCGUCGUUGGCGGCGGCCGGAGAGCUGGCGGCGGCGGCAGAGUUGGUGGAGCUGACGGGGGGGAUGAGGCGGGCGACAGGCGGCAGCGUCAGCAGCGUGUAGCGGAGGCUCCCGGCGUGUGACAGACUCGCCUGGGAGGCGGGUCCCCGCUGCCGGAGACCGGCGGGUCCCACUCCCCUCAGGGCCGCCCCCCCGCCGCCUUAUUCCCCACUGGGCCUCUUGGAGCCCAGGCCUUGCGCCCCAUCCGCGGUGUCCUCCGCUCCGCUGGGCCUAGAGCCGAGCCCCUUCCGCCUCCUCUCAGCGCCCCGGAGCCGAGCCCCCUCGCUGCCCCCCCUUCCCCAGAACGGAGGAUGAUGAAGCUCAAGUCCAACCAGACUCGCACCUACGACGGGGACGGGUACAAGAAGCGGGCGGCCUGCCUGUGCUUCCGCAACGAGAGCGAGGAGGAGGUGCUCUUGGUGAGCAGUAGUCGCCAUCCAGACAGAUGGAUUGUCCCAGGAGGUGGCAUGGAGCCCGAGGAGGAGCCCAACGUGGCUGCUGUGCGGGAAGUCUGUGAAGAGGUAUGUACCCAACAAGAACAGAACACCUGGAAUCACUCUAUGGCUGGAGUGAAAGGGACAUUAGGAAGAUUAGUAGGAAUUUUUGAGAAUCGGGACAGGAAACACAGAACAUAUGUUUAUGCACUUAUUGUCACAGACGUGUUGGAAGACUGGGAGGACUCUGUCAAUAUUGGAAGGAAAAGGGAAUGGUUUAAGAUAGAAGAUGCUAAAGAAGUUCUGAAGUCCCACAAACCAGUGCAGGCCUCAUACUUUGAAACCUUGAGACAAGGCUGUUUGGCAAACAACGGCACUCCUGUCAUGACCGCUUCAUACACUGACUCUAACGAGAGCUCUGUCUCUGACAUCAGAUGACUGAAGACGUCCCUAUAAAAGAGAGUUUUGGAAAAUAGACUGAAACAUGGAUUUCCCCCCUCCUCCCUCUCCCACCCCCUUUCACAUGCUUCCUCUGUCGAACAAGGCAUGGGCAGCGGCCUGUGGCAAAGCAAGUGUUAAGAGUGUUGCAGUUUAGUGCAAGGUGGGGUUUUUUGCUUUUUUUGGAUAUGUAUUUUGUAAAAUACAUUUUGUGCAUGAAGUGCCCCUUUCCCUUUACACCGCUACCCUGGCCUGGAGAGCGACGCUGCUCGUUUUGCCUCUGCCUUGUGUUCUGACGUGUUCCCAUAUGUGUCAUCCCAGCCAUAGCCAGACAUUUUUCUUUUUUUUUAAUUAAAGACUGCAAAUGUGAGAUCAAUUCUUUAAGUCUUAGUCUGUACUGUAAGGUGCUGUUCAGACCUGUGGUGGUCACUUUCAGCGCAUAUGUAUAAACAAUUUUUUUAGAUGGAGGAAUCUAACUUUUUAAUUUUGCGGGAAUUUUUUAAAACCUGGGCUACUUGUGAAAAGAGGGUUUCAUAAUUAAUCCGUUUGCCUUGUUUUUUUAAAUACAAAAAUUUUUGUGACCAUGCUAGUGGCUGGGCCAGUUUACUCCCCCCAUAAGCCCCUGAAACUUAGUGCAGUGACAUUUUAAGGUCAGAGCAAAGUUUUGAUCACCUUCAGACAUCCCUGGUGCUCAGUUCCUUCUCCUAUAGAUUCAGCCAACAUUUCUGCUUUUAUAUUAGAAUGAAACGCAAAGAAUUGGUCUUUACCGCCCAGCCAAAAGCAAACAGCCUCAGAAACACUAUGAUAGAAACUGAAUUUUGGCCUCAAUGGUAGGAAUCAGGGAUUCAAAGUGGGGUUAAAAUCUAACCAACUGGAGCUUCAAGCACCAAUGCUGCCCUGCUGUUUUGGAAUUCUUUCCCACUUGCUGCAUAUUGCUGAUGUCUCUUCUUGUCCACAUGCCUUACACUGUGCUCAAAUGGGUAUUGUAAUUUGUGCUAAAGCAUCGGAUUGUACUUCGAGUGUCAUUGCACAAACCUGUGGGGGAUGUCCCUGAAAAGAAGUCUUGGGAGGGGGGAAAUCAGGUGUUGAAUCUCUUGUAUGUGUCAUUGCAGCUCUUACAAUUGCACCACAGAGCAUACUCAGAAUGUUAAAACUAUCAUCCUCUGUGACAAAGGUACUGCUGGCUCCCAAGCAGAAAUGCUAGUGUGGAGAAGUACAUCAUUUAAUAGGAUAGUUGCCCUGAUGCAUUGGCACAAUUCAUGUUUUUUUUGUUUUUGUUUGUUUGUUUUUUACUGAUGUAAGUUUCAUGCUGUCUUGAUUUGCCAACAGUGUUGUCUAGUUGGGAAAUAAAAUGGAAAGGGUUGGGCUGGAGGGUGGGAGGGUAGGGGAAGGUUUGGGAGGGGCAUUAGUUAAUCCCUGGCUUGGGACAGGAGCUAGUUGCUGCAUUUGGUAACUUCUCCUUUGUCAGAGCAUAGCCAAGAUGUGAAAUUAAAUCUGCAGUACUCUUCCUUAUAUUUAACAGAAAUUAUUUUAAUAAAUACUCAUACUUUUCAAGAGCAUUCUUUCUUCCCAUUAAGCACUUACAAUAUAAAAUUCUGAUAGACCUAUCAAUGGAGCAGGGGUAAUGGGAAUUGGUAUUUUCACUACUUUGGCAAGAGGCUGUUCAAUUUGAGAUCCCAUUCUGUUCCUUUACUUGUUCUCCCUACUUUCAUCAGUAUGGGAUAGCAAGGCCAAAAGCAGUGCCAGUGAUCACCAACAUGAAAAGGCACACAAGAAAAGGCUGAGGGGCAUUAUUCAAGAAGUAGUUUGAAACUGAGCAUCUGGAAUUCAGCCUAAAUUACACCAGUUCUGUUCACUUCAACUUAGAAACAAAUGUACAGUCCCUUCCUAGUUUUUGUUGAUCAGCCUGAACAUAACUCUAAAAAGGGCUUGAAUAAUAUAUCCAGAAAUGGACAAGAAAGUAAAAGAAUCCUCUCUUUCUGAGCCGUUAGCGGCGCCUAACAACACAGCCAUCUACUGCCUUCAGUUGAGUUUUUGUCCUUCACUGUAUAGAUUAAUGCAUUACAAAUGCUUUGCAAAAAAGCAGCUGGUACUCCUGAAAGAGUAACUGCAGUUUUAAUAUCAAUAGCAUGCACAUUUUUGUUUCCUUAAAUCUAAAAAUGUUUUUAUAGGGCUGUUAAACUGACACUUUAGGGUAGAAUAUUGUUAAUAACUUGCUAGUGGCUUCUUUGUUUGGGUCAGAAAAAUAAAUUGUGCCAAGAAAGUA
This is a messenger RNA of Trachemys scripta elegans, 3223 nucleotides long. RefSeq names its product nudix hydrolase 3 (gene NUDT3). Lineage: Eukaryota; Metazoa; Chordata; Testudines; Emydidae. The transcript is spliced from 5 exons. The record is from RefSeq and is a predicted model, not a curated record. Gene Ontology annotation, biological process: diadenosine pentaphosphate catabolic process; adenosine 5'-(hexahydrogen pentaphosphate) catabolic process; diadenosine hexaphosphate catabolic process. Gene Ontology annotation, molecular function: endopolyphosphatase activity; bis(5'-adenosyl)-pentaphosphatase activity; bis(5'-adenosyl)-hexaphosphatase activity. Gene Ontology annotation, cellular component: nucleus; cytoplasm. The coding region runs from base 397 to 957 and encodes 186 amino acids.